AUGGAUUCCACUUUCCCUAUUCAGACCUACUUCCAAGACGAAGCUCUCCGACAGAGCCUGCAAAAUCCAGAGGACUUCUGGUCACGACAAGCCCAGCGCCUCCACUGGCACAAGAAACCUGACGCCGCAAUCCAGAAGGGCCAGAAGACCCACCCAGAUGGCACCACCCGCCCAACAUGGGAAUGGUUCCCGGGUGGUGAGAUAUCGACAUGCUACAACUGUGUGGACAGACACGUAGCCGCGGGAAACGGACACGAAAUCGCGAUCUACUAUGACAGCCCCAUCACGAAUACAAAGGACAAAAUCACAUAUGAUACGCUCCUCAGUGAAAUCGAGACGCUGGCCGGGGUGCUGAGAGAACAAGGAGUGAAAAAAGGCGAUGUUGUCAUGUUGUAUAUGCCCAUGAUCCCAGCUGCUUUGAUUGGGAUGCUUGCAAUCAAUCGCUUGGGUGCCAUUCACUCCGUCGUGUUCGCAGGAUUUGCGCCAAACGCCCUUGCCCAGCGACUUGGGGCUUGCAAGCCAGAUGUUUUUCUCACGGCGUCUUGCGGAAUUGUCGGGAACAGGCCGCCAAUCGCGUAUCAACCAUUCGUCAAGGAAGCGAUGAGGCUUUCAUGCCACAAGCCUUCACAUACAAUUGUAUGGCAGCGCGACCAGUUGGAAUGGCGCUUUCAAGAGUCUUCACGCAGUUGGUUACAAAAGUUAUGGUGUUGGGUCCAGACAUUCCUCCGUCUUCGCACAAAAGCCAGCACAAAGCAAUCAUCCUGGCAAGAUCUCGUGGAGAACGCUGGUUCGCGUGGUAUUCGAGCAGAUUGCGUCCCGGUGGAAAGCAGCGACCCUAUUUAUAUCAUGCAUACCUCUGGUACGACAGGAGCACCAAAGGGCGUGCUGCGGGAUUCGGGAGGCCAUGCUGUUGGCUUACAGCUUACCAUCGAGUAUAUCUUCAAUAUUCGCGGCCCGGGGGAUGUUAUCUUUGCGGCAUCAGAUAUCGGUUGGGUGGUGGGGCACUCUUACAUCCUUUAUGCGCCAUUACUAGCCGGAGCGGCCACUGUUUUGUAUGAGGGCAAACCCGUGGGAACACCUGAUACGUCAGCAUUUUGGAGGGUCGUAGACGAGUAUAAGGUGAAUACCAUGUUCGCGACACCAACAGCGCUACGGGCUAUCAAGCAAGACGACCCGAAUAAUACGAAGUUGUCUGAGUACGGAGAGCGUGGAGGUUUGCGAUCCUUGCAAGCCUUAUUCCUCGCUGGCGAACGUUCCGAGCCAAUCCUGAUAUCCAUGUACCAACAAUUACUCGACAAGGACGGCGGAAGAAAUGCACAUGUCAUUGAUAAUUGGUGGUCAACCGAAGCAGGGUCGCCGAUAACCGGCCGAGCUAUUGCGCCUCAUCUCGAGUUGAAGGGCGAGACUGCAAGAAAGACAUGUAUCCCUCCAGCAAAACCAGGAAGCGCUGGAAAGCCCGUCCUGAAUGCCGUCGGCCCAAGAGGUAGUGUCAACACGAUAUUACCCAUCGAUCCUCGUGGUAUUUCGUUACCGUGCUCAUCCACGACUCGAACAUCAAACCCUGGCACUGGAGAUGCGGGAUGGAUUGAUCACGAUGGCUAUGUUCAUGUGAUGGGUCGAAAUGACGAUGUCCUGAACGUUAGCGCGUAUCGACUGUCAAGCGGUGCUAUCGAGGAAGCGAUAUCUUCCCAUCCCCAGGUAGCUGAAUCAUGCGUGGUUGCUGUCCCAGAUGGACUGAAAGGUCAACUUCCAUUCGCAUUCAUUUCUCUAUCAGUCCCAGAUCACCCAGAGUCUGCCAUACCAACUGCAACAGUCGCAAGAGAAAUACAGUCGCUCGUCCGGACUCGCGUUGGGGCAUUCGCUUCCCUGAGAGGUAUAGUACAGGGCAAGGGUAUGAUACCGAAAACAAGGUCCGGUAAAACAUUACGACGUGUUCUUCGGGAGUUGGUGGAAAAUGGAGUGCACGGUGAAUUUGAUCGCAGUGUUGAUGUGCCAAGUACAGUCGAGGAUGCAACGGCGGUGCAAGUCGCAAGAGCCAAAAUUCGAGAGUACUUCAAUAAGAAUAUGGGUAGACAUCAUGCAAUCGAGUCAAUGGCUAUGCCGUGA
Messenger RNA from Penicillium egyptiacum, 2106 nucleotides. The record is from the annotation of a GenBank genome assembly. NCBI's taxonomy places the organism in Eukaryota, Fungi, Ascomycota, Eurotiomycetes, Eurotiales, Aspergillaceae.